This is a messenger RNA of Notolabrus celidotus (New Zealand spotty), 5938 nucleotides long. RefSeq names its product leucine rich repeat (in FLII) interacting protein 1a (gene lrrfip1a). The record is from RefSeq and is a predicted model, not a curated record. Gene Ontology annotation, molecular function: DNA-binding transcription factor activity, RNA polymerase II-specific; RNA polymerase II cis-regulatory region sequence-specific DNA binding. Lineage: Eukaryota; Metazoa; Chordata; Actinopteri; Labriformes; Labridae. The transcript has 11 exons. Bases 526 to 4968 code for a protein of 1480 amino acids. Gene Ontology annotation, biological process: regulation of transcription by RNA polymerase II.
CGCGUCUUGAUUGAGUCCAGUCUUUGAAGUUCUUCAGGGUGACAGUUUGAGACUGCUGCUGUGGAUCCGUCAGGUGUCGGACUCAAACUGCUCACAGACACUCUGAUAAAGGUUGUUUAGAGACUGUUUAUGUUUUUUCUUUUACUCUCGGUGGUAAUUUUGUUGUUUAAGCGCUAGAGACGGACCCGGACCCGGUUUCAGAGGACGGUUUGACGGUUUGACGGUUUGAAUGUGGGGUCUACGGUUCUGACAGAAUCCGCCUGUAAACGCACCAGGAGCGCACGUGGGGCUGGUGCUGAACGCAGUAGACUUGUGUCGGUCCUGAAACACAGGAAGAGGUGUGAAAACGGAUGUAAGACAAUGACCCACGCUGCGAACACGACCAGACACGGUUUGUUUUUAUCCCCACGACUUUAAUCUAACAUUUUAACCACACAUGAGACCCAGCAGAUAGCUUGUUUGCCGCUCUUCUGGAUUACUUUACUGUUCGCCGAAGUCUGACUGUGAACUGUGAGAGGAGGAAACAUGGGGACUCAGGGCACAGGACGGAAGAGGUCCACCAAGAAGGAGAGAUCCACAGCAGAGGACGAUGCCCUGAAUCUCAUAGCAAGAGAGGCCGAAGCCAGGCUGGCAGCAAAGCGGGCGGCCCGGGCAGAAGCCAGAGAGAUCCGGAUGAAGGAGCUGGAGAGACAGCAGAAGGAGCUCUCUGAUGAAGAUGAGCGGAUGUCAGUGGGAAGCCGGGGCAGUGUCAGGAGCUCCUUAUACGAGGACAGCCUCUGCAGCGGGUCACGGCGAGUCACUGGCUCUACCUCCCAUACGGAGGACAGAGAUUAUCUGGAGAAGGGAUCUCGAGCAGCGUCUGCCUUAACAUCAACAACCCUCACCUCGUUAGGCGGGACUUCCUCGCGGAGAGGAAGUGGGGAGACGGCCAUAACCGUCGAUGCUGAGACCUCUAUACGAGAAAUCAAGGAGAUUCAUGAGCUGAAGGAUCAGAUUCAGGAUGUGGAAACCAAGUUCACGCAGAACCUUAAAGAAGCAAAGGACACACUAGCAGAAGUGGAGGAGAAGUACCGUAAGGCUAUGGUAUCUAAUGCCCAACUGGACAAUGAGAAAAACAACUUGAUGUACCAGGUGGACACGCUCAAGGACUCACUCAUGGAGCUGGAGGAACUGCUGUCAGAGUCACGCAGGGACUACGAGGAGAAAGUCAAGGAAUACGAGCGAGAGAAACACGCCCACUCUGUGCUUCAGUUCCAGUUCAAUGAAAUGAAAGAGACGCUUAAACAAAGUGAAGAGUUGCUGAACAAACACGGGAUAGUUCUGGGACCUGAUCUUAAUAUUAAUGGAGACGCCAGUGAGACACAAGAAGGCGGCUCCCCAGGCGAAGAUCCCUCCUCCCCGUCGACUCAGGAGCCACAGACCACCCCGACAGAGGGGAACAGCAUGCUCGGCAAAACAAAGGAGACUCAAUUAAGAAGUGGCAGGAAGGAAAAGGUGGAUCUGGACCCCACUGGCUCCGAGACAAUCUGUAACGUUGCAGCAGAACAGAAGACUUCCUUAGCUGCACAGGGAGGCGGCAGCUUUAGUCAGAAGCAGAGUGCUGACGUGACUGACAGCUCAGUCAUGAAGGUUAUAGAUACCAUCGUUCGCAGCAGCAGUUUGGAGAAAAUCGUUGAAGAAACAGAAACGACAGAGGAGGGAGAAUCAGGAGAGACAAGAAACCAAGAUUUAGAGGAGAGAGAAAAAACUCUUGAGGAGCAAAGAGAGGAAAGUAAAACAGAUUCAGACCCUCAGCAAAAUGUCACUCAACAAAGUUUAGCCAAUGUGUCCCAAGAAGCUCAACAGGAGUCCGGCAAUACCAAGAAGGCAGAGACUGAGAAAGAAGAGGAAAGCAAACCUCAAGGCGCCACUUCUUCAGGGAAGAAGAGGAAGAAGAAGAAAAAAGGCAAAAAAAAAGCUGCAACGAAUGAGGACGACGGCCAACCGAAGGAUGUAACCCAAAAAGAAAAAGGCAAAACAGAAAAAGGACCACAGUCAGCUGCUUUAGACGGAAACAUAAACCCCAGAUUCUGCUGUUGGCCCGUCACUGAAACCCUGAAAGAGUUAAAAGGCAAUCAAGUGAAGAACAAGCAGGACAAGCAGAAAGGUAAAGAGGUCGGAGGAGUAGACGUAGCCAAAGCUGAUAAACCUGAAAAUCCGUAUGACCUUGUCAAAGAAUCUCAAACAGAUGACAAAGAACAAACUGAGAACUUAACUGAAGUAGAAGCUUUAGAACCUGCUGGGACCGCUGAAGCACCGCAGGAAGUUAGAGAUGAUGAUACCACUGAUCAGAAGAAUAAGCAGCAAAGCUUGGAAAAAGCAGAGGAGGCAACGGUAACCACUGAAACCUUUUUUCAAGUCGACACCCCAAAGAAGUCUGAAACAGAUCCCAAAAAAGAUCAGCAAAACAAGGAGGAAGUGAGAUCCACAACAAGCCCUCCUCCAGAAUGCAAUCUCUGUACUCCUGUUACAAUGAAUAACUCAAGAGAUGCUGAGAUUACUGAGGGUGCGGCCACCAGUCAAAUAGAUGAUGUUACAGAAAACAGCAAGGAACAAACUACAGAAAAAGAGAGCAGAGAAGAAGAAAUAGCAGCUUGUGCCUCUCCCAAUGAAAUAAGAGCCAAUCAUGUUACAGAUGUUAAGAAAGAGGAUCAAAGUUUGGACGUUAUGACACUCAGUGAAAGCUUCUCUUGUGCUGAUAAUCUCCAGGAAUCUAAAACAAAUUCAGUAAACGAACAAGACAAAGAUCAAAGUCUGGAAACUAUAGAAGAAGAAUCCACGACUAAUCCUGGAUCAGAAAUCAACUUUGGUGCUUCUGAUUUUGAAGACUCUCUUGAUGCUGAGAGCACGGGCUAUCCUGCCAAUCGAUGCACUUCAAGUGAAUACAACAGUGACAUCGACAACUCCACUAACAGCAGCAUCAUCCAGUCAGAGCUUCUGGACAGCACAGAGAGUGAAGCUGGGUCCAUCAAUGAGUUAAAGUCUGAAUGCACAGUUAAUAAUCCUCAGUACCCCUUUGAAACCAUCUACGAGGAAACCACAGAAACUGAGCUGUUUGUCCCGAGCGGCGCUGACGCUGUCCUUGAUGAAUCCACUAACAGUCUGGAGAGUUCAUUAGUGUACUCGUCUUCUACGGAUGCUCUCUCUGAUUGUCAGCAGAGCUUGUCUGGUUCAGAGCAGCCAUCAGAGAUGAUCUCAGAGCCUGUGGACGUGGACUCAGGCAGUGAACACACUCCCAUCGAGCUUUCUGAGAGAGGUUCAGAGGAAGAAACUGAGACGGUCAUCGAUCUUGCUGAAUCCAGAACAGAGAUGUUGUCAGAACCGGGGAACUUGGACUCGAGAAGCGUUGACACUCCCAUCGAGGUUUCUGAGAGAGUUUCAGAGGAGGAGGCUGAGAAAGACAAAGAUCCUGAAGAGCAAAGAGCAGAGCUGCUGUCAGAGCCUGUGGAUGUGGACUCAGGCAGAGACCUCACUGCCGUCAAGGUUUCUGAAAGAGUUUCAGAGGAGGAAGCAGAGAAAGACAAAGAUGAGGAGUCAAAAGCAGAGCUGCUGUCAGAGCCUGCUGACAUGGACUCAGGGAGCGACCACACUCCCACUGAGAGUUCUGAAAGAGGUUUAGAGGAGGAAGCUGACAUAGUUAAAGAUUCUGAGGAGGCAGGAGCAGAGCAGCUGUCACAACCUGCAGACAUGGACUCCAGCGGUGACAACACCCCUAUCAAGGUCUCUGACAAAGGUUCUGAGGAGGAAAUAGCGACAGUCAAAGAUAACAAAGACCCUGAAGCAGAGACUGCACAAGAAUCUUCUCCUCCUCCUCUUGAUGCCGAUCAGUCAGAGCUCAUACCAGACAGAGCAGCUCAAGAGGAGCUCAAUGGAGACCUGAGAGAACCUGAAGGUUUAGUUGAGCCAGACAGCUCUUUACAUGAUAAACUCAUUGAUGCAUCUGAUGCUGAAAAGAGUCCUUUGGAGGUUCUGGUUCAGACCAGUGAUUUGGAACUAAUACAGACAUCACAGUUUGAGGAUCUAACUGAUGAAUCACGAGCUGAACUGUCUCAAGAAACAGACGACAUCAACAUGAUCGAAGUGUUGGAUGCACCAGAUUCUCCAAAAGAAGGCGCUGAAUUCAGCUCGUCUCUCAAUCAGGACCAAAGUAUCGCUGAAGACGACCCAGAGCAAACGAACAGUCAAAGUGAGACGCACAUUUUCCCUUUGAUAGAUUGUCGGCACGAACCCUUGAAAGACAAGUCUGAUGAUUAUCAGAGGUCUGAGGGGUCGUCUCAGCCCGCACUGCUGGACAGUGAUGAAGACAACAGCGUCGAUGAAGAAGGACAGUCUUUUGAUUUUGAUGAUUUAGAUAUAGACGAUGCCAUCACAAUGAAUCUGACUGAAGAUCCCAAACAGAUCUCAAUCGUGGAGGGAGUGGAAGUUGUUUCAAUGGAAGGCAGCAAAGGCAGUUUAGAGUUGACCCAGAGCAACGCUGAGUCGAUUGAAAAUACUCUGAACAAGCUAGUUGAAAGCAACGAUAAGUGUACAAGUCAUCAGGUAGACCCACUACAUCCAGAUUCAGAUGCUGUUAGCCAGGACACACUAAACUCUUGGGCUCAGACUCUCGGGGAUACCUCCUCUGAAAACCUGGUGGAAGAUCAGGCGAAAAUCCUGGAGGAGGUAGGCGUCACAGAGGAGGCCAGGCCCAGCUCAGAGGAGGGGAAGCGUUUGAAGGUCGGGGAGUUGAGUUUUGUUAAACAGAAAAGUAGCCAGGCCACAUCUCUACCUUUAGAGGAGGGCUUAGAUGCUUUGAACGAUGAAGAUUCAGUUUCACUUAAGAGCUGGGACGUAGUGUCCAGCAACUCAGAGCUGCAGACGGGGAAAAGUUCAAAGAAGGGCAGCAAGAAAGGCAAAGGCAAGAACAAAGAGGACUGUAAGAUGUCUUAACUUAUUGAGCUAUGUAGAGUAGAUAGCAUCUUUAAUCUGCCCUUCACUCGUCUCUGAUUGGCUGUUUACAAAUUAGGUUUGUGCAAAACUCUUACAGCACUUUCACAAAAGAAAACUGGUGUAAGUUUGUAUAUAAUUUGAAUGAGCUAAAUACAAAUAGUCUGAUGCCCAGAGCUGAGUUCUUACGUAGUUACUUACUUUAAAAAGUAUAUUUGUAGAGAUGUUAGUUUUGGACACUGCUGCACUCACCAUUUUUUGUUUUGAUGCACAUUUUUCAUGCUGCUUGCCUUUUGUGAUGAAUAAUGUUGCUCUGUAACGGUUUAAGAAAAUGUUCGCCUCUGUCUGCAUUUCAAAAGUUACACAAUAAAUAACGUGCAUGUUAAUUUGGACUCUAAACGGACAACCUCCUACAUGUCGUGUCUGUUACGUGGUUUUAAACGGAGAAUGGUUUGAGAGCCUUUUCGGUUCUUUCUCAGUAAAAACUUCGGUUUCAUUUAAAGUUGUCAUCUCAAAGAUGUUAAAUAAAGUAAUGUUCAUAGACAUAGCAAAAGUGGAGUUAACAAAAAGGUGCUUGAGCUUACUGCCUACUUAUAAAAGCCAAUUUAUUCACAGUUUAUCUGCAUCAAACUGUUGUCUUGGACUUGGGGUACCAGGAAAAACAAAAUCACAACUGUUCAGGAACUUCAGGACCUGGCAGUAGCUGGUCAGCCAAAUACAAAAAGGCAAACAAACGAAAGAUUGAUGAUUAUGGUUCAUGCUGUUUAGAUGUAUCUUACUGAGUCUACAGUCGCCAAAGGUCUCAUCCCUGAGCUCUCUGAGAUCGCCUCUUUAAACACGUCUCCUUCUGUAAGAUUCUUAAGCACAGAGAACGUUUGAUAAAUGUUUGUUUGCAUUUUGUUGCACUUGAUGGAAACGAUGAAUGUGGUGCGUCCACUCUGAAACUUAAAUAAACUCUGAGCUUGUACUGAAA